Pieris macdunnoughi is the source of this 789-nucleotide messenger RNA. NCBI's taxonomy places the organism in Eukaryota, Metazoa, Arthropoda, Insecta, Lepidoptera, Pieridae. The record is from the annotation of a GenBank genome assembly.
AUGAGCGCGUGCGCAGUGGCCGCCAUGCGCGAAAAGCACGCGGCACCGCGCCGCCUGGCAUCCCCGCCAUCAUCGCCUCUAGAUCACCACCCCAGCCCACUUGGCUCACCACGGGCCGACGAACCGCUCGACCUCAGAGUCACUCACAAGCGUCCCCAGCGGCUCGAAGAUGAAAACUGCAACCUGAUUACACCGUCACCGCCACCACACCCCACACACCCAGCACAUCCAGCUCAUCCAGCGCACCCAGCGCUCCUGCAAUUCUGCAGAAGGCUACCCCUAGCAUUGCCAGCGUCAUUCGGACGUUACCCCUUUCUUCCAGCAGCGGCUGCGACACUCCUCACACCUGGAGCCCCUAGACCGCCACCGCUGCCCCAGAACCCUGGUGUGAACAGAGCGCGGGACCGCUACACGUGCUCUUACUGUGGUAAAGCAUUCCCUCGUAGUGCUAACCUAACCAGACACUUACGGACGCAUACUGGUGAACAGCCGUACCGGUGCAAAUACUGUGAAAGGUCGUUUUCAAUAUCGUCAAACUUACAACGGCAUGUAAGAAAUAUCCACAAUAAGGAGAGACCGUUUCGCUGUCGUCACUGUGACAGAUGUUUCGGCCAACAGACGAAUUUAGACAGGCAUCUGAAGAAACAUGAGGCCGAGAACGGGGACGACAGUCGCAGGAGAUCCCCAGAAGAGACGUACUUCGAAGAGAUUAGAUCGUUUAUGGGCAGAGUAGCACCCGCGCGGCGAACGACAGCCGCCGCUGCUGCGAGCGCAGCAGAUCACACUUGA